Aspergillus steynii IBT 23096 is the source of this 1017-nucleotide messenger RNA. RefSeq lists its product as uncharacterized. The record is from RefSeq and is a predicted model, not a curated record. Bases 1 to 1017 code for a protein of 338 amino acids. The transcript is spliced from 2 exons. NCBI's taxonomy places the organism in Eukaryota, Fungi, Ascomycota, Eurotiomycetes, Eurotiales, Aspergillaceae.
AUGGGUCCCUCGAAGAGAUCACUGAAUAGGCCAAAGAAGCGCACUUUGGUCCGCUGGGAUGAAAACCUGAACGAGCUUCUCCUGCUAACCGUGCAAUCGGUCUGCAAUAUUCAGUCGGUAAAGAUCCCAUGGGCCGAGGUCGCUAAGACCAUGGGACACAACGUGACGGAAGGAGCCAUUGUCCAGCACUUGGCGAAGCUGCGCGCUCGCCGAGCGGCGAUAGGCAAGGACGUCCCUCCGCCACUUCGACGUGGUGGUAUCGGUGCCGCGAUCAAGCCAUCGCCAUCCAAGACGAGUACCGCGCCCAAGCGCAAGUCUCGCAAUAGCCGAUCGAUGGACAGCGAUGACGAGUCGCCCUUCCCUAUCGAAUACGAUGACUCCUCGGACGAGGACUACACCGAGUCACGUCGCACCAAGAGAAAUCCUAAAAAGGCAAAGCGCGCGUCUAGUCCCAUCAAACAAGAGUUCGAUUCCGAGAAAGACAAUCGAGAGGAAGGAAGCGCAAGCUCCGACGAGCUGUUGGUCCCGGGUGCCGCCUUCCUUGACUACCCAAACGACGUGUCUGAAGACUCUUCAGCAGAGUCUAACUCCAGCCCGGCCAGGAAGUCUAAGAUCGUGAUCCUCAAGUACAGGCGCCACAACACAUUUGAUCAGGAGCUGGCCGCUCAAGGCGAAGUAGUUCCCGCCCCUGUCCUGACUGAAGCUGACGUCCCGGAUCCCGAAAGUAUCGACAACGUUAAGAGCGAGCAAGCUUUGGGAUAUGACUUCAACGCCAACAUGCUGCUUGCAAAUUUUGAGCCGAAUCACUCUGAUCCUUUGGUGUAUCAGAAUUUUGAGACCAUGCCCGAGGCUUCAUAUAUAACUCAUGACAGCGUCAUGUACGGAAAUCCCCUGGAGAAUCACAGCGAGCUCCCCAUUGGAAUGAUGGGACAUCCGGAGUUCAUCCAGAGCGAAGAUUUCCAAUUUCUUAAUUAUCAAGACUUGCUGGGCGCUGAGGCAAACCUAGACUUCGCUUGA